Messenger RNA from Gossypium arboreum, 3452 nucleotides. RefSeq names its product pentatricopeptide repeat-containing protein At1g63330-like. Gene Ontology annotation, molecular function: protein binding. The record is from RefSeq and is a predicted model, not a curated record. Lineage: Eukaryota; Viridiplantae; Streptophyta; Magnoliopsida; Malvales; Malvaceae. The coding region runs from base 349 to 2691 and encodes 780 amino acids. The transcript is spliced from 2 exons.
AUCCGAUAUUUGUGGGAAUACAUUCCCACAUCGUGACGUCGUCUCUACUUUGCCGUUUCAAACAUUGUAGCGUCAGCCUGAGACUACUCAUCGGGCCUAUUUUGGGCCAUCUUCAAUUGCUCGUCGGUUGUUUCUAGGUGGCUAAAAAAAUUGGGAUAAAUACGAAUAAGACCCCAAAAAACACAAAAGCUAUUUCAAUAAAAAGGUUGGAAUCAACUUUUAGCUUCUUUGCUGGGCUCUAACUAGCGAACCCAUGGCAAUUAAUUAAGCAUUUUUCAUUAUCAAUGGAGAAGUGAUCGAUAGCAGGUAAAUCACUAGAACCCAAUAUAUGCACAUGUAUUUCGAGAAAUGAAGCAAGAAUCAUGUAUUAACGUAAGGCAAACUCACUGGCCGUCGACCGGCACUAGCUUGGACCUUGGUUCAUUGAUUCUCAGGUCAGUCGUCUCGUCCCCUCUUUCUCUCUUUCCCAGUCUGUUUAUAUGUUGUAAUAUACCUCCAAACCCAAUGGUGUUAAAGCUUUCGACCCUUAAACUAAAAUUUCCCAACAAAAUCCCGCCAUGGCUCAACUUCCCUGGCCGCUAUUUCUCCCUUUCGUACGCCGCAACUCUCCGGCCGAAGCCAGAAACCGACACUGACCCUCAAUCGCUUGACAAUUAUGAAGAAAAGAUAGGGUUUUUAAAGAAUAAUCUACACCCGGAUAACUUAAUCCGCGUUCUGGAUAAAACCCAAGAUUCGAAUUCAGCUCUCAAGAUAUUCAAAUGGGCUGCUUUGCAGAAAAGCUUUAACCACACCCCUGAUACGUAUUACCACAUCAGUUUAAAAUUGGGUUUGGCUGGAAAUGUUAAAGAAAUGGACAAUUUUUGUCUAAAUUUGGCGAGAGACAAAUGUGUAGGUUCGAGGGAGGCUCUUGCUUCAUUGGUUCAUUCAUUCGUUAGGCAUUCUAGGCUCAAUGAGGCAAUUCGGAUUCUUGGGAACAUGACAUUAUGUGGGUUAAAUCCCUCUGUUGAUGUUUUUAAUGAUUUAUUGUGUGCUCUUGUUAAGAAAACAGAUUUUCAAAAUGUCUUGUUUGUUUACAAGGAGAUGGUGAAAGGGGGAAUUGUGCCCACAGUUGGUACUUUGAACUCUUUGUUGGAGAUAUUGUUUGAGACUAAUAGGGUCGAAUCGGGUUUGAAUCAGUUUAGGAGGAUGAACAAGAAAGGUUGUAGUCCUAAUGUUAGGACCUUCGAGAUUGUUAUUAAAGGUCUUGUUUUGAAUAAUAGAGUUGAUGAUGCAGUGCUCAUUUUGCAUGAAAUGUUGGAGCUAAAGUAUCAGCCUGAUGUGUGUUUUUAUACCUGUAUUAUCCCUUUGUUUUGUCAAGAGAACAGAUUAGAACAAGGAACGCAGCUGUUUCAGCAGAUGAGAGCGGCUAAUUUGGUGCCGAAUUCAGUCAUUUGCAGGGAAUUGGUUCAUUGUUUAUGUAUGAACCUUCAUCUAGAUGAAGCUAUUAACAUUCUUGAAGAGAUGAUAGAAAUCAGUGAGAUUCCUCCCCUUGAUUCAUUUGUGGAUGUAAUGAAUGGUUUUUGUGAAGCCAAAAGAUACAAUGAAGCAAUGUGUUUCUUGGAGAAUAACUGUGGUAACUUAGUUUCUCCACAUAAAGCAUUGCUUGAAGGUUGUUGUAAGGCUGGUAAUUUUUUUCUAGGAAUAAGUCUUCUUGAGAAGAUGUCUGAGAGAGGUAUAGCUGAUUGUGAUUGUUGGAACAUUUUACUCAAUUGGAUUUGUGAGAAUGCGAGCAUCAAGAAAGCUUAUGAGCUUCUUGGAAGAAUGAUUGUACGGUCCGUAGUUCCUGAUUGUGGCACGUACGCAGCUCUUGUUGUAGGUAAUUGUAAUCUGAACAACUACGAGGAUGCUUUGGAGCUAUUUCAUUAUAUUCGGUCCAAAUUCUGGGUUUUGGACUCUAAAUGUUAUUCUAGGCUAGUUGAAGGUCUUUGCAGGCUAAACAGGAUUGAAGAGGCUGUCUUGGUAUAUUAUUACAUGUCUAAAAGUCAAUGUCCCCUUGAAGUCUCCACAUUCAACCUGAUGAUUGAGGCCACAUGUGAUGCCGGAAAGGUGGAUGAAGCAGUCAAGCUGAGGUCAUUGGCUUAUUAUUCUGGUACUUCCUGCUCUAGUGCGACUUACAUCAUCAUAAUGCUUGCCUUGCUUAAAUCCGAAAGGGCUAAAGACGUCUUGGUAAUGUUUUCCCAAAUGGUGAUCAGGGGUUGUAAAGUUCAUGCAGAAGUAUACUGUAUUCUAAUACGAAGUAUGUGUGCACUGAAUAGAUUUAAGGAUUGUGCUUUAUUUUGCAAGCUAAUGAUUAAUGAGGACCUCAUGCCUGAUUCGGGGACAAUACAUGACCUUCUCUCUUGUUUAACUAACCAUUCUCAGUUACAUUUGGUGUCAAAAGAUAUCGAUAAAAUUAUUUCUAGAAUGGAUAACUUGGAUUCAACUAUGUUUAAUCUGCUGAUUAAUGGCCUAUGGAAAGAAGGUUGCCGGAGUGAGGCUCGGAAUUUAUUAGAUGUGAUGUUGGAAAGGGGUUUUGUCCCGGAUGCUACAACUCAUUCGUUGUUCGUUGGAUCCGAUGUUGAAGGGGUAACAAGUAGGGGAAGACCAACAUAUGAAAAUCCGAUGGAUGAAGAUAAUGUUAGCAACAUCCUUGUUGAGGCAUUGGGGAAGUGAUAAAAAGCUUGAUACUCCGUAUGGUUUUUUAUUUGACCAUGCGCCCAUUCCUUGGUGGUUAUGCCUUCAUUUCUCACCCUCUAGAGGAUAAAAAGUCAUGACAUAGAUCUUUCUUCAAUGGCAUUCUAAUUAUGGUAAUGGCAGGUGACUGAUUUCUAUUCCGACAUGGUAUCCCAAUUUGAUAUUAACUGUUAUGUCAAGUAGUGGGAAGAGACACUUGUCCAAUUGCAACUGCUCAACUGGUAAUCUGGUGUGAUCUCUGGUGAAUAAGUGUCAAUUCAAAGCUCCUCUUUCUUCCCCAAAGUUAGGUGGAUUACGCUAUGGACCGGUGGUAGAAGGCUGCAAACAAAGCUGAGUGCAAGGCUGGGACUGCUCUCUGUAUGUGCUGAAUAAACCCUUUUUUGUUGGGUACUGGCCUAUAGUCGAUACCCUUUCAGAUGUUAGGUUCAGUACGGAAACCAUCAAUGCUGCUGCAUAUACACAGUUGGCAUAUUCUUGUAUAUGUAACGAUUGCUUAGGCAAGCACAGUUGGCAUAUUCUUUGGGGAUGGAAAUGGAUUGUCUAGGGUUUGAUUGUUGAGGUUGAUGAUGGUAGGGAGGUUCAUACUCGUAUUACAAAUCCGAUUACUCUUGGUCAUAAUGAGAGUCAUAAUCUUCCAGUGGUGGUUGUAUACUAUUAUCCAAUCCUUCGAAUGAAUCAUAAGUGGAAAGACAAAAAAAAUGUUGUAUGUAAAUGAAUGUUGAAUGUUGUAUUUAAAUAAA